GGAGGGAGCCGGGCAGCGGCUGAAGGAGCACCGCACGCCGCCACACCCUUGUGCAAAGGUGCACCGAGGAGCCAAAAAAAAGACGAAGUCCCAACACAGAUUCACCUUCUCGGAGUGUUUGGAAAGAUGCAGACUUCUCGCAGGGACAUAUUGAAGCAACAGUGAGCUGGAGGAACUCAACAGGUCGGGCAGCAUCUGUGGGAGGAAAGAAAUUGUCAACGUUUCAGGUCAAAGCCCUGCAUCAGGACUGAGAGUGGAGAGAUUUUGCAAUGGAUUCUCUGAUUGCUGCAAAUACCAACUUUGCCUUUGAUCUCUACACAAAGCUAAAAGAAGAAACUAAAAAUGAGAACAUAUUUCUGUCUCCAUUAAGUGUCUCAGUUGCUCUGAGCAUGGCAUAUCUUGGUGCUAGAGGCAACACUGCAGAUCAGAUGGCCAAGGUUCUGCAUUUUGACACAAAACGUGAUGUCCAUGCAAGAGUCAAGGAACUAAUGGCCAAUAUCAACAAACCUGAUGCUUCUUAUCUUCUAAGACUGGCCAACCGUAUGUAUGGAGAGGAAACCUUCAACAUUCUCAGAGAAUUUCAAAGCUCCAGCUUGAACUACUAUGAAGCAGAAGUGGCUGCUGUCAGUUUUCUAAAACACUCAGAAGCUGUCAGGAAUGAGAUCAAUACUUACGUAGAAAAUAAGACUGAGGGUAAAAUUAAAGAUUUGCUGCCAGAGGAUGCGAUUACUCCUCUCACUGUUCUUGUUCUUGUAAAUGCCAUCUACUUUAAAGGGAAGUGGAACAGCAAAUUUGAUGAAAAAGAUACGUAUGUAACCAAGUUCAAGAUGAACAAGAAUGAGUCCAAAACAGUGCAUAUGAUGUUCCAGGAGGAAAAUUUCAAUUUUAGUUAUAUUGCUGAACUCAAAACCAGUGUUCUUGAGCUUCCUUAUGAACAGAAGGAACUGAGUAUGAUCAUCCUACUGCCCGAUGACAUCAGUGAAAACACGACUGGACUGGAACAGCUUGAAGAGGCACUUGCAAACAACACUCUGCUCAAACGGAUUAACCUGGAAAAUAUGACUAAAGAGAAGGUUGCCGUUCAUCUGCCCAGAUUUAAACUGGAAGACCAGUUUAAUCUUGAAGAUAAACUUUCGGCAAUGGGAAUGAUUGAUGCCUUUGAUCAAUUAAAGGCUAAUUUCUCUGGCAUAUCUGAGAAAAAUAAUUUCUCUUUGUCAAAGGUUAUUCAUAAAUCCUUUGUGGAAGUUAAUGAAGAGGGCACUGAAGCAGCUGCAGCUACAGAAGUAAAGUGCAUGGUCUUAUGUUACGUUUUUCCCAGAAAAUUUGUAGCAGAUCAUCCCUUCCUGUUUUUCAUCAAACACAACAAAACACAGAGCAUUUUAUUCUUUGGCCGAUACAGUUCACCAGUGGAUGAAGCUGUGGAAAGUGGGGCCUCAGGCAACAUGAUACAGCAGGUUCAAAGCCGCAGAUAAAUGAAGCAAGAGCGGAGAAGAGUCAACUUAUGAUUCAAGUAGAUAUAUUGCAUUACACUAUAUUACAGGGAAUUUGUCAAUUACCAGUUGGUGAAUGGAGGCAAUAUGGUAUAGGGCUGAUUUAUUCACAUCAGGGUAACACAUCCUUCUCUCGUUGGUUACUGCUGUGUACUCAUUGCUGUCUUUAGUAUUUUAAUUUUUAACCUUGCCUACAUGGUGAUGAAUAAUUUUCUGCAUGUUUUGCUUUCACUAGCUUGAAAAUGUUAAUGUGUAAAAUUGUACCUCUUGCGAUUCAUAUUCUUGGUAUUCCAAAGGCAAAUUUUCCUUCAAAAGUUCAAAUUAUUCAGUAAUUCAAAUCAAGUAAUUUUAACAAAAUAAAGAGAAAUUACAACUG
Molecule: messenger RNA, 1866 nt
Organism: Pristis pectinata (smalltooth sawfish)
Lineage: Eukaryota; Metazoa; Chordata; Chondrichthyes; Rhinopristiformes; Pristidae
Product: leukocyte elastase inhibitor-like
Exons: 8
Coding region: 270-1472 (400 amino acids)
Biological process (GO): negative regulation of endopeptidase activity
Molecular function (GO): serine-type endopeptidase inhibitor activity
Source: RefSeq, a predicted model, not a curated record